AUGAAGAUACAGCUGAAGGAAGAUCGAAAAAGAUCGGUGCAAAAAGACGAAAAUGAUAAUCUAGCGAAAGUAAGCAAGAACCAACUUGCCGCUUUGGAGAAAGAAGAUCAGCCUUCGACUUCUCAAGUUUCAGGACUGACAGAAAAAGCAUUCAACCAGAGCUCCUUCCUAAAAGUUCAACGCGGAUGGCAACGAUUCAAAUUCGGCUGGAGAUAUUUGGAGGUUCAGAAAACCGAAUCGGGGAAAGAAAAAGUAAGCAUCUUCGGCCCAGAAUCAAAGGAAUGGUUAGAAUUCGUCAAAUUCGUCGGACCACCGCCACAAGAAUAA
Molecule: messenger RNA, 327 nt
Organism: Oikopleura dioica
Lineage: Eukaryota; Metazoa; Chordata; Appendicularia; Copelata; Oikopleuridae
Source: the annotation of a GenBank genome assembly